Paramuricea clavata is the source of this 6545-nucleotide messenger RNA. The record is from the annotation of a GenBank genome assembly. NCBI's taxonomy places the organism in Eukaryota, Metazoa, Cnidaria, Anthozoa, Malacalcyonacea, Plexauridae.
AUGGCUGAGAUAAUGCAAAUAGGGAGGAUUUUUCAAGGUCGUUAUGUAUGGCGAGGAAACGUUAAAGUAUAUUUCCUGUUUAUUGAAGAAGGGUACGAAGGUAUGUUCAUUUACAUUUUACAUAUUUUACGCUCAGAAAUGUAUCGAUUGUCGCAAUUUAUUAAUAUAUGUGCAUAUUUAAAAAUAUCGAUCUUGUUUUGACUGUUGUAGAGUGUAGAGUGUAGACAUUGGCAAGUAGUUCUUGGUUCGACGUUUCUGGAGAAGGAACGUUAUUUCCAUAUUUGGCCAAGAUCCGAAAGAAGUUGCCAAAAUAUACGGAAUGUUUCUUUUGCACUCUGUCAAACUAAAGACAUACGCUGAUCAAAAUAAUCCCUGUCGAAUCUCAGGUAAAAUAUUGUUAAAUUAAUUUCUAUUAAUCAAUCAUUUUAUAGCCUUUGCACCAUGUGCAAGUAGCAAGGUUAAGGAUGCCACUUUGAAUAUAUUGUUAAUUGUUUUCACCAUUGUGUUUGCAUAAUUGCAUCCCUUGCAAAUAAGCAAAUUUACCUAUAAGGAAUUUUAUUGUUUGCACCCCUUGCAGGAAGGGUCUAUGCCAGUCUAUUGUUUUCAAUUUUUGAGGCUUAACACCAUACUGACUUGGUUUUAUUAAUGCAAUUUUCAAAACAAACCCUUGUGCACUUACUUAGCAAUCAGCAUCAGGUUUGAGUGAUUCAAACAGUGAUAGUACCUACCUUAAAAAAGGCUUGCUAUACAUGGGGAUAUCCCUCUUAUCAGGCAAAGCCAGCUUUCACAGACACAUCCCCCAUGUUUGAACCUCUUUUAGCAUAAUGUUCUUAUUAAUAAUUUCAUUGGGGAAAAAACGUAGGUGUGUGGGGCCUAGCCAGGUACCAGUUAGAUCAUGUAUCAAGGUUGCCAGAUCUCAGAAGUGGGGGGGGGCAGCAUAAGCCCCCCCCUUCUUCCAUUUGUAUGAGCAAACACACACAAAAGAACUGAAAAGUGCAAAAGCAAUUCAAAUUUAUUCUUGAGACCCCAUCCCAAUAUUGAUUUACUUCUGACAGCCUUGUGUAUAUACAUGUAAUAAGUUUUCAAAAAUAUCAGAUUUUCUAAGAAGAUCUUUUCUUGUAGGCUACUAAAGAAAACAAGAAAUGAAACAAGAUGGAAUGAAUAUUUAUUAAAUUACAGAUUUUGAUACAAAUUUAUUUAUGAUACAAAUAUAUCUAUUGUCUGAAUAUUAUAAAAAGUACUCAGGCCAAAUAAAAAUAAUAGUUGGCUUCAGGUUUCUGACUGACGUGUCAAAAAUAUGACCGGCCAUAAACAUAUUAUUGACAUUUCCCAGUAGGGAUCAUCUUUUCGUAAAUAUCAGAAUAAAAUUAAAAAAUAGUCAUCAGACUCAUUUGCUACAAAGUAUUUUGUUUGCUCAUAAUUUAAUCAUUAUCUAGUCAUGUUAAUUUAAUCCUUGACGCAUUUGUUUCUCGCAAAACAUGUAGCUCCCGGUUGAUCCCGUGUGGCACGUCUGAUUAUGUGUGACAGUUACUCAUGAACAACUUAUAUUUAUUGCAUACUUGAGAAAAAUUUUUUUUUAAAUAAAAUGCUUUUCCAACCUACCUACCCAUAUAAAACAUGGCUGUGAAACCUGAAACCAACUAUUAUGUUUAUUUGGCCUCAGUAAUAUAAGUACAAAAUAUGUACAAAAUGCUCUACAAUGUACAGACAUAUGUCACCAUUUAUUAUAAUCAUAUCUUCAAGGAACUUGUAAACAUAAUAUUGCAGAGAUCUGUAAAAAAAAUGCUUUCAUUGUUAAUUCAGAGCAGGCACAGAUUUUCUGUGUGUGUGUGUGGGGGGUGGUGCGCACCCUCCCAGAAAUGAUUUGCACCUCCCAAAGGCAUUUGGCACCCCCGCAAAUUACAUAUAUUUCGAUUUGAUAGUUUCAUAUUUGAUUAUUCUUACUACUAAAUUUGUAAAAUUACCAAUAUUAUGGUCUCAGAUCUCGCCAUGCAGGCCUAGAAAAAAUUUUGUUAAACUUUUCCCUUGGCCUUUCUGGGCGUUGCUACCACGCCUCGGACAAAGCAAGCAGCAGCACCCUCCCCAGAUAUUAUCCACCCCCUGAACGAAAAUAUGAAAAUCCGUCUCUGACUCAGAGGGAAAGAAGUAUUAUUUUGUGUAGUAGUGGGAUGGAUUCACUUGGGGGUAUUGGGGGAGGGGAUUCUGUGUGAAAUCCUUGACAAUUAUCAAACAAAAUAAUAAAGGGAUGGAUUAAUUAACAUAGUUUUUUUAAGAUUUUAUAUUAGCUUUGUUAGUUCGGCCCUGACGAUAACUCCAUCACGACUCAGCUUUUAUCAUUGAUAAUAUCAAAAUAUUGCCCAGCCCUAUUUACUGGUGAUGACGUGGUAAUGCUGAACCUGGGGGGGGGGGUGUCUAGGUAAAACACUGAGGUUAAAAUAAAUCCAUAACAUGGAGGCCUGUUCAGAACUCCUAAACCUCAAAUGCCGACGACUAACCAAGGAGCUAGAACCUGAGAUCCCCAUUGGCUAAAUAAUUUUCAUUAAAAAAAUUAUUAUUCAGCAUGCAUAUUUCACAUAUUGCUAUUUUAAGCAAAAGUGAAAAGUCUUACACAUUUGGCAAAAACAAAGAGUAACUUAACUCUUAAGACCAACAUAAAAUAUAUUCGUUUUUGGCAAAACGGUUAGACGAGGUCGGUUCAGUUCAUGUUUCCCCUGAGCAGGACUUCUUAUUGACUUUAUAUUUGUUGACAUGUUUAAUAAUUGGCGUAUAUAUUUAUAUAAAAUAGCGUAUGGAAAUUAUUCUGCAGAAUUAAAUAAAAAUAAUCCGUAUUAUAGAGCAUUUACCCAGCUUUUACGAAGUUGUAACUUGUAAAGGUGCAAUCACUUUUAUGAAACAGUAUAAAACACGAAAACCUAAUCAAAAUCUCGCCUAUAUAAUAUAUUUUUACAGUCGAAGGGUCAAAGGCAUAUUGCUAUAAAAUGUCAACACUCACCAUCAUCGUCUUCAAGAGAUAAAUAUUCAAUUAAUAUCUCUAAUUCCUCGCACGAUUCAGACAAAACACUUCCCAUGUACAGCAAAGCACCGCUAUCGCCCAAAACAUCCACGAUUUCUUCCAUAUUCGACGAAUUUUUAGGUUUUCGAGCACAUUUGCAAGUUUUCGAGUGUUUUUGCAAGUUUUCGAGUCACGAUUUCACAGUCCCUCAAAUCAGCGCUGCCUCAAAUUACGCGAACGCGCGUACAAAUGAGGGACUGUGGAAGAGUCAGAGGUUUCGUAGUUACUCAGAUGUCAUGACAUUUCAGAAUGCGUCUAAGUGGUUCUGUUAGUCCUUUGAUGUGUGGUAGGACGGCGUAACUGCGAUUGGUCUUCGGUUCCACUGAGUCAAGAAACGAUCUUAUUAGUUCUUCGGGUGGCGGCGUUCUGUUUUCAGACAUGACACGUUUAGUGGCGAAGCUAGCCCAACUUUUGGUCAUGCUAUGCAAAUAUUUCUGUGUUCAUAGACCGAGAAAACAACCAAUUUCUAAAGAAAUGAAUAAUGAUAAUGAUCUCAAAUUUGCAUAGCAUGACCAAAUUGUCGGGCUGGCUUCGCCACUGGGUAACCGUUUGACAUUAGUGUGUGGGUUACAUGUUUGUGUUCUUGUUGUUUGCCUUCGUCCGUGUUUGGUAAAGUUGCUACACUAUGUAAGAGAGUUUGUGCAGUGCUGACUUUGUGUCGUUUGUCAUGGUGCGCGUUGAAAUUAUGAAUCCCAUCAAAGUUUUUAAGGUUACUCCACAUGAUGGAAGCUCACUUCAUCAAAUCGCUCACCGCGCGCUCAAUUUUUUUUUUUUUCCGUCAAAUUUUACAUGCACACUGAUAAGUCAUUACUAAAGCCAACUGUUUAAGAUAAAUUUUGCAUCUUCAAAAACUGUAAGAGCUGCGAGCGGCGUUUUUGAAUAGGACGCUCUUUGCGUCAUGAGAAUUGCACGCUUCUGAUUUAACUCGAAGACUUCCGAAACAUCAUAUGUCCCAUCUCAAAUGAUCAAAGAACAAAACCGUGUUCGCAUUUUUUGACAGGUAUUGUAUUUGCUUUGAUAUAAACCAGACAAGUUGACUCUUCUAAAUUUUGCAGAAGCUAUAGAAUAGAGGCCUAUAUCUUGAAAAAUAUUGCACUAAAUUAAAAACGCGAACACGGUUUUGCUCCUCCAUUAAGCAAAGUUGCAGAACCAUCUAAAUCGGCCAAACGACAAUGUAAAAAAGGAUCCAUACAUACUGCGGGAUUAAAACACAAGCGAAGAUUCAUAAGUAUCGUAUUCGUCUGCACCUUGUCAAAUACAACUACAACUUUCCCGGCAAAAAAAAUUGCAGACAUUAAUUUACAUUAAUAUCUCAGUCGUAUUUUAUUUUUUAAAAAUAAUUUUCGGCAAUUAAGAGAUCUCAAGCCCCUUUAUAUGAAUCAAUAAAAAUGUCAAAAAUAAUGAAAUAGCGAUUUCAUCAUGUGGAGUAACCUUAAAGUGAGUCUGCCGACUGAGAAACCUCAAAAUUCGAAAUUUAUAUUUCGACGAACUUGAGUUUUGAGUGCUAGAUACGUGACAUACAGAAAAUCUUCGUCUUAAAACUUUAUAAACGGAACACUACUGUGUUCGAGGCAACAUUCUGGACAAUGAAAUUGGUUUUUCAUAACUCUGAGGAUGGUUCUGAAAUAGAAUCGAAACACUGCGCGUCCUCCAAGACAAGACGAAAAUGUUUCACGUGCACUUAAAAUGGAUAAAUAUCGCAUUCCGCGUGCUUAUUAUGUGCCAAUGUAUUAUUAUGUACAAUACUACGCAUGACUAAUAUUCCUAUUUUUUCAGACUCACUUCUCAAAAUAUUUCAAAAAAAAAAUCAAGAUUUGUAUAACUUCAUUGAUGGUUCCCAAGUUGAGAAAGUUCUGGAAUAUUACACAGAAGACUGCAUCAUUCUGCCACCCGCUGGAGACACUAUCUACGGAAAAAAAGGUUAUAUUUAUAUUUAUUUUAAAAAGUAACAAUUGUACGUGUGCGAGCAUAGGCAGCCCAGUAAAAGUUGUAAAUUUACAUUAAAUUGAUUAAAACUGCAGUAAAAUUGUCAAAACAAAUGGCAAACAUCACAAACUUGCGAAAUAUAGUCAUUUCGCUGCCCGAGCAAUUUAGUCGCACGUUCAGGACUAUUUUCAUGAAGCUAUAUAAUCCUGGAUAAGCGGGAUCAUAUAAUCAGCGCCAUAUAAUCGACCAUCUAGCUACAAAAAUCGAAAAUCAUUUGAAGCUUCAAAACUAUAAUAAAGCAAAUAUAAACACAAUUGUAAAUAUAAUGAUAGGCAUAUACGUAUACGUAAAUCAUCGAUAAUUCAAGCACCAUAACUAUACGGCCUAUUGGAAAUGAUUUUUUUUUUGCUAAUUAGUGUCAAUGUGUACAGUUAAAUCAAUGAAAGUCCAUUCCGAAAUCGUGAGCCGUAAACAAACUCUCAGCGAGCAACGAUAUUUAGGAUAUGGACUAUUUAGGUUAUUAAACUCGAGAAAUUGCCUUUUGUACCAAGUAGGUUUUUCGGCAGUAAGUGUUUUAUACGCCUAUAAAUAUCGUUUGAAAGAAAGAUGUUCGAAAUUAGGGGAUUAGUUCAAACUGAAUUACUCAAUUAAUUCUCUGUGCGGGCGAUUAGAGUUCUUCUUUCCGUGCAACUACUGCGCAAUCAAAGAGUUUUCAUCCAGCUUUUUGGGGACAUAAUAAUUUUCUUAGCGCGACGAAGGAUCUCGAUUUAAAUCUUCAUUCUACUAUCUUUUUUAUUUUCCUGGAUUGUUCAACUUAACGUUCCCUCCAAAAAAAAUGAACUACAUUUUAUUGCCAUGACAAUAAAUCUCUUCUCCAGACUUGGCGAAGUACAUUGAAGAUUUUAAGCACCUUUGUGAUAUGAUUAAGAAGGAAGACUCCACGGAAGAGGAAGUGCUCGGCGAAGGAGAUAUUGUAACUUCACGAGCUUCUACAAAGGCAUACAAGGAAGAUGGUUCACUCCUUUUUAAAUCAAAGUAAGUUUAUAUUUAUUUAUCUGAACACUCGCUGCCCCAUGUCAGCCAUGUUGUAGCCGAAUUAGCAACUUGUUUAAAAAAUGCAAUGGCAAAUGGAACCAUUGCGUAGUUAUUGCAACGACUAAUGGCCACAAUCGCUCGUACCAUCAUCAUGAUGCAUGAAUUGCCGUACAAGCGCGUAUCCCUAUCUGUUCAUAAUGAAUUGAUAAUAUUCUGGCAUGGUAAUACCAGUGGAAUGCAUUAAUUGCCACUAAUUGGUAACAGGGGAUUAGACUCUGACCCUCAAACUGCAACUAAAAUGGAUCGUUAAUAUGUUAAUUAAAGAGUGUAUUUUCUUUCUUCAGGGUCUUGACGGUGUGGAAGAAAAUCGAUGGAGAUUGGUUGAUUUACCGUCUAAUGUGGAGCUACGAUAAGCCGUAUGAAUUUAACAAGAAGCAGAAGUAAUUUAAUUAUCUUAGGAUUUACUAGUUAGUGAUUCUAAUAUUGCAUUGCAGUGUAAACGAUUAAAUAAAAAUCAGGGUGCAUUUUAUAU